Aaosphaeria arxii CBS 175.79 is the source of this 562-nucleotide messenger RNA. RefSeq names its product L-PSP endoribonuclease family protein. The transcript is spliced from 2 exons. The coding region runs from base 1 to 438 and encodes 145 amino acids. The record is from RefSeq and is a predicted model, not a curated record. NCBI's taxonomy places the organism in Eukaryota, Fungi, Ascomycota, Dothideomycetes, Pleosporales.
AUGCCUUCAAGGAAAGAAUACGCUUACCCAGGCUUUGGAGAAGCUGCCCGCAAAUCCCACUGGUAUUCCUCCGCUGUGCGAACGGGAGACCAAAUUCACUGUGCUGGCCAAGGUGGAUAUCUCGAGUCUACUGGCAAAUGCGCUACAGAUCUCGUUGAGCAGAUUGACCUCGCCUUCGCGAAUGUCGACAAAUGUCUCAAGGACGCUGGUGGUCAAGGAUGGUCACAGGUCUAUCGGAUCAACUCAUACCACAUCCAAUUGAACGAGACCGCACAAGACGCGAUGGUACGGAAUUUCAAGAAGUGGAUGGGCCCAUCUGACUCCCAUCCCACCUGGACAUGCGUCCAGAUUGGCAGACUUGGGCAGGACGAUAUGUUGGUGGAGAUCGAGGUCUCUGCCUUUGAUCCUGAAGGAGCCAAAAAGGAGGGAACUCACUGAGAAUGAAUAAAAUUGAAAUGGAUCUUCUAUAGCCAAGAAAGAACUUUACGUUUUCACGAUACAAGAUCUAUGUUCGAUGUACAUGAGCAUGUGAACCUAGGUACUCGCAAAUUCCCAGUGCGAC